Molecule: messenger RNA, 2095 nt
Organism: Malania oleifera
Lineage: Eukaryota; Viridiplantae; Streptophyta; Magnoliopsida; Santalales; Ximeniaceae
Product: asparagine synthetase [glutamine-hydrolyzing]
Exons: 14
Coding region: 101-1870 (589 amino acids)
Cellular component (GO): cytosol
Molecular function (GO): asparagine synthase (glutamine-hydrolyzing) activity
Source: RefSeq, a predicted model, not a curated record
UCAACUCCUGCUACGUGCACUUGCCUCCGGCUUCCUCGCUCGCCUCUCUCUCUCUCUCGCGUCCACUCUGCAUUUAAGCUCAUAUCCUGAAGGAUUCACAAUGUGUGGAAUACUCGCAGUCUUGGGUUGUUCUGAUGAUUCUCAGGCCAAGAGGGUUCGCGUUCUCGAGCUCUCUCGCAGAUUGAAGCAUCGUGGUCCCGACUGGAGUGGGAUUUAUCAGCAUGGGGACUGCUAUUUGGCCCAUCAACGGCUGGCAAUCGUCGAUCCAGCUUCCGGCGAUCAACCUCUCUUCAAUGAAGACAAAUCCAUCGCUGUAACGGUCAAUGGAGAGAUUUACAAUCAUGAAGCACUGAGGAAGAGUUUGGCGCAUCACAAAUUUAGAACUGGCAGUGAUUGUGAUGUUAUAGCGCAUCUGUACGAGGAACAUGGGGAAAACUUCGUGGACAUGUUGGAUGGAAUGUUUUCUUUUGUGUUAUUGGAUACCCGUGACAACAGCUUCAUCGUUGCACGUGAUGCUAUUGGGAUCACCUCUCUCUACAUUGGUUGGGGACUAGAUGGGUCGGUCUGGGUUUCAUCAGAAUUGAAGGGUUUGAAUGAUGACUGUGAACAUUUUGAGAGCUUCCCCCCUGGCCACCUGUAUUCAAGCAAAUCCGGCGGGCUCCGGAGAUGGUAUAACCCUCCAUGGUUCUCCGAGGCUAUUCCUUCAACCCCGUAUGACCCUCUUGCUCUGCGACGUGCAUUUGAAAAUGCUGUGAUUAAAAGGCUAAUGACUGAUGUGCCUUUCGGAGUCCUGCUUUCUGGAGGGUUGGAUUCAUCACUGGUUGCCUCUAUAACGGCGCGUCACCUUGCCGGGACCAAGGCUGCCAAGAGAUGGGGAACACAACUUCAUUCUUUCUGUGUUGGCCUUGAGGGUUCACCGGAUUUGAAGGCUGCUAAAGAAGUUGCUGAUUAUCUGGGUACUGUUCACCACGAGUUCCACUUCACUGUUCAGGAUGGUAUUGAUGCCAUUGAAGAUGUUAUUUACCAUAUUGAAACGUAUGAUGUGACAACAAUCAGAGCAAGCACCCCUAUGUUUCUGAUGUCACGUAAGAUUAAAUCGCUUGGAGUGAAGAUGGUGAUUUCCGGCGAAGGCUCAGAUGAGAUUUUUGGGGGCUAUUUAUACUUCCACAAGGCUCCUAACAAGGAAGAGUUUCACCGUGAAACAUGUCGUAAGAUAAAAGCUCUGCACCAGUAUGAUUGCUUGAGAGCUAACAAGGCAACAUCUGCAUGGGGUUUGGAAGCUCGGGUCCCCUUCUUAGACAAAGAGUUCAUCAAUGUUGCAAUGGCUAUUGACCCUGAGUGGAAGAUGAUAAAACAAGAGCAAGGGCGAAUUGAGAAGUGGGUUCUGAGAAAAGCUUUUGAUGAUGAAAAGCACCCGUAUCUGCCAAAGCAUAUCCUCUACAGACAGAAAGAGCAAUUUAGUGAUGGCGUUGGCUACAGCUGGAUUGAUGGUCUCAAAGCUCAUGCAGACCAGCAUGUGACAGACAAAAUGAUGAUCAAUGCUGCAAACAUCUUCCCACAUAACACUCCAACCACGAAAGAAGCCUACUACUAUAGAAUGAUUUUCGAGAGGUUCUUCUCACAGAACUCAGCCAGGCUGACAGUCCCGGGAGGAGCGAGCAUAGCAUGCAGCACAGCCACAGCUAUUGAGUGGGACUCAGCAUGGUCGAAUAACCUUGAUCCUUCUGGUAGGGCUGCUUUGGGGGUCCAUGUUUCAGCUUACAAACAGCAGUUGCCUGCUGUCAAUGCUGCUAAUGGGCCAUCCAAGAUUAUCGAUGAUGUGUCGAGGAUGGUGGGAGUGGGCGCUCCGGGACUUACGAUCCUAAGCUAGUAUAUGCCUUCUGGAACACAGUUAUGUGCUGGGAUUUUAUGGGUAGAACUAGCAGCAUUUGCUGAAUUUUAGAUGCAGUUUAAGCAAUGUGUAAAAGUGAAAAUAUUCUAAAAUGAUGGUUACAAUUCUCUGUCAUCAAUAUAUUGUAAUCCAUCUCUUGUACUUUUUUUCCCUCACCUCGUUGGUAAUGACUAAUGAAUGAUCAGUAUGUCACAGUUCAAACAA